This is a messenger RNA of Mycotypha africana, 516 nucleotides long. Its product is annotated as mitochondrial outer membrane translocase complex, subunit Tom20 domain-containing protein. Gene Ontology annotation, molecular function: transmembrane protein transporter activity. The transcript has 4 exons. Gene Ontology annotation, cellular component: mitochondrial outer membrane translocase complex; mitochondrial outer membrane. Bases 1 to 516 code for a protein of 171 amino acids. NCBI's taxonomy places the organism in Eukaryota, Fungi, Mucoromycota, Mucoromycetes, Mucorales, Mycotyphaceae. Gene Ontology annotation, biological process: tRNA import into mitochondrion; protein targeting; protein import into mitochondrial matrix. The record is from RefSeq and is a predicted model, not a curated record.
AUGAAAAACUCAACUAUUGCUUUGAUUACUACUGGCGUUCUUGCUACGGUGGGUGUAGGCGUAUUGUUCUAUUUUGACUACAGACGACGCAAUGAUCCAACCUUUAGAAAGCAUCUGAGACGCGAACGCAAGAAUGCUGCUAAAGCCGCAAAAGAAGCAGAAAAACAUGCAGAAGAAUCACGAUUGAAAAUGAUUGAAAACGUGAUUAUUGAAAGCUCAAAGGAAGAAUACCCCACAACUCCUGAAGCAAGAGAAAAAUACUUUAUGGAGCAGAUCGCUGCAGGUGAAGCACUAUGUGGCAAAGGUCCUACUGCUUAUGACGAUGCUGUGGUAUUUUUCUAUAAAGCGCUCAAGGUCUAUCCAGCCCCCAUGGAAUUGAUUCAAAUUUACCAAAAAACAAUUCCAGAGCCCGUCUUCCAACUCAUCACAACAAUAUACGCUAUUGAGCAAAAGGCCAUGGAAGGACAAUUGAAUGAAACACCAGAAGCAGCGGCGGCGGCUGCCACAGGCAUUUAA